Molecule: messenger RNA, 2360 nt
Organism: Branchiostoma floridae (Florida lancelet)
Lineage: Eukaryota; Metazoa; Chordata; Leptocardii; Amphioxiformes; Branchiostomatidae
Exons: 8
Coding region: 203-1249 (348 amino acids)
Molecular function (GO): protein binding
Source: RefSeq, a predicted model, not a curated record
GUUGAGAAUUAUCUGUAAUAUCUCGGUACAGUGAAAACAAAUUUACCCCUGAUGGAAUGGUACAUCCCGGCUGGGAUUUUCCACCACGUGAGGAGGCGGGCCCAUAAAACUCUUUGACUAGUCGACUGGAAAAGUACUUUAUUCCCACACGACUCGGAAAUCGUUAGCAAGGUAUCCUUUUGAAAGUUAUCAUACAGUAGUGAUGGGUCAUCCAUGGGGAGGCAGAGAUGCAGUCAUGGCUCAUCUUCGGCAGUGUGCGGUGAAUCAGGUCAACGACCCAGGGUUGCACAUCAUGGGGUUGCACAACAAGAAGCUGGACAACCAAGAGUCCACUCAGGAGGACACCUGUUCCGACCCCAAAUCCCAGACCAACAGGGAUUCCUCCAGACAGCCCGGCUCCAUCAUCUCAAGGCAGACAGUAGGCAAUAACCACACUGCACAGCUGACUACAGAGAUGCUGAUGGAAAUCUUCCUGUAUCUGGAUUAUGAAGACUUGUUGACAUGCCAACAUGUGUGCAAAAGAUGGCAGGCGGUCCUGUGUGAAGGGUUCUUCUGGAAGUGCCUGACUUUCUUCAGCUUCAGUUUCCGAGAGGAAGACGAGGGAUCGACCUCGGGGUCACUGACGGAGUGGAGAACCGCCUGGAACGACGAGCCAAACUUCUUCUUUGGCAUUCAGGCUGCUGUGCCCAAGGGAGCAGUAUUCACCAAGCUUCCACAGAGAUGGAGAAAUGGCAUCCUGUGCCCAUCAUCAGAGGACAUCAAAGAUGAAAUUCAGGACUACCAGCACUUCUACCGAGCUGUCCACGCCCUCUCCAACAUCCACUCCUCCAUACAGAGACUCAACCUCUUCUACUCUGGUUCGACAGAGUUUGGGUGGAAGAACAGAGGUAGAAGUGCCAUAGACACCUGCCUGUUCCCAUGGCAUCAUGACGGACUUCCUACAGCAGAGGAGUUACUGGAAACUUUCCACAUCAACCCUCUUCUCAGGGAUUCUGUGAAGUAUGAGAAGAAGAAGGGAGACUUUGGAGGAUAUAACCAGCUGUCUCACAUCUUCAGCUCGCGCUCCUACAGUGGGGAAGUCAUGAUGUUCUACGACUCUGUACAGAGGCUUCUCUGCCCAAGGAAUGAGUACAUUCAGGUGUGUGUGAAUGUGAGAGACCCCACCCACAUGCAGUGUCCAUCCCCAGUGUUCAUCCUGGCCUUCCUGUCACCAGGGUGGGUGGGCGGAGUCAUGACUGGACUCUGGUAGUCUGUCUCCUGUCAUCGCUUACUAACUAGCCAUCAACAGUUUAGGUUUCAUAGUGAAAUCCUGACCAAACCUGUACUGUAAUUACUUGCCUUGGUUAUUUCCAUUAAUUGCAAUUGUUUUCUAAGAAAACUUUGAUAGAAAGGCAGGAUAGCUGCAGUUAAAAGGCCAAUAUGUAUGAUACCCAAAGUUGUGCAAGGAAUAGUCUAGAAUGGGUAGAAAUACAGUCAAAUCUGCUCAUGGGAAUGAAAAUAAAUUAUUUAGACAGAUGGUCUAAGGCACCACCAAAAAGGAGUCACAUUGGACAAGUGGUCCCCAUGUAGAGGUGGUCAGUUGUACAGGUUUGACUUUCUAGUAUGUUUUUCCGAUCAUGUCUUCUGUGGAUUUUAUGUUGUACAUUGAUCCACAAUGUAUAUACUUUGUGCAAACAGAUGAUACAUAAUAUUAUGUAAAAUGCAUAAAUCUCAUAUAUACACAGUUAGUGGUAUAACCACACAAUUCCUAGACUUUUUUUUGCCAAAUGUGAAAUUUUGACAGGUUGAACAAUGAGUAUGUGCAACUAUCAAAAGAAAGUAGUCAAAGUGAAAAUUGUGAAUUUUUAUACAGCUGUGCUUGAUAAUCUUUUGUGAAGUCUGGAUUAUGCUGCAAUAAUACAAGCUUAGGGAAAGCUGUCAGCUAGUACAGAUUUACGUGAAAAUCAUGAUCUUGGUGUUCCUGAAUAUUGUUGGACAACAUUGUGGUUGUUUCCCUACAAACAUACCAGUCUAUAGUAAGAACACUAAUGAUUGGUAAUAAUUGACUAUUGAGUGUAAUAUAUUUUGUUUGAUCUUGAUACUGUAACAAAUAUGAGAGUAUAGAGAUUCAAGACUUUGUUAUAUGAAUUUGUUUAUUUGAAACUUAAAUGUAACAUGAGGUGUAUUUGAAACUUAAUGUAUACUUAAUGUAACAUGAGGUGUUUGACCAGUAUUUGGUAUUCAUUUAUAUAGCCACAAAGUACCAUACUCAAUGAUUGUAUAACAAUCUCAUGAAACCAUUAUGACUUGACUACUAAGUAAAAUGUGCUAUUAAAAUACCUAUUGUACAUCAAAAUAAAGAUGAUAUUGUUAUGAAUUGA